Messenger RNA from Oncorhynchus nerka (sockeye salmon), 622 nucleotides. RefSeq names its product potassium voltage-gated channel subfamily H member 2. The transcript is spliced from 3 exons. Lineage: Eukaryota; Metazoa; Chordata; Actinopteri; Salmoniformes; Salmonidae. Bases 229 to 540 code for a protein of 103 amino acids. Gene Ontology annotation, biological process: regulation of ventricular cardiac muscle cell membrane repolarization; potassium ion transmembrane transport; membrane repolarization during action potential. Gene Ontology annotation, cellular component: plasma membrane. Gene Ontology annotation, molecular function: inward rectifier potassium channel activity. The record is from RefSeq and is a predicted model, not a curated record.
CUGUUCUGGGAUUUUUUUACAGAACAACGUCAGGAGUGUCUGCUUUUCAAAGUGAUGAAAAAAAGUAGUUGGAACGUUACAUCGCAGGGCUUGGUGGAUGUGAUAUGUUUCCAGCGGUUUAGGGAUUUUAGAGCGACCACAUAGGCGAAAGCCGCGCACAGCGCGAGACCACACCUGUGACAGGAGCAUACAGUCCAACUUUCCAAACCGCGCGAAAUACGGACCAAAAUGCCGGUUCGGCGGGGACACGUGGCUCCUCAGAACACUUUUCUGGAUACAAUCAUCAGAAAAUUCGAAGGACAGAAUCGCAAGUUCAUCAUCGCAAAUGCUCGUGUGGAAAACUGUGCCAUCAUCUUCUGCAACGACGCCUUCUGUGGCAUGUGCGGGUACACACGCGCUGAGGUCAUGCAGAAGCCGUGUACCUGCAGCUUCCUGUAUGGACCGCACACCAAGAGGCCUGCCGUGGCCCAGAUGGCCAAGGCUCUGCUGGGCUCCAAGGAGAGGAAGGUGGAUAUCUCCCUCUACACCAAAGAUGACUAAUUUGCGUCACGCACACCGGCACUUCAACAAGAAAACAGCACGGAGCUUCAAACAAACAUCAGGUAGGUUAAAUUAUAUGAUU